Molecule: messenger RNA, 1956 nt
Organism: Histoplasma mississippiense
Lineage: Eukaryota; Fungi; Ascomycota; Eurotiomycetes; Onygenales; Ajellomycetaceae
Exons: 4
Coding region: 1-1956 (651 amino acids)
Biological process (GO): exocytosis
Cellular component (GO): Golgi to plasma membrane transport vesicle; cell tip
Molecular function (GO): guanyl-nucleotide exchange factor activity
Source: RefSeq, a predicted model, not a curated record
AUGGCCGAAUUGAUUUCCAUCCACGGAUGGGGUUAUCCGGCCCUCCGAACCUCCUCCACUUCUAACGACCCCGUGCAGAAACUACGUACAAACUCCGCGGAUGUCAGAUCUAUUUCUCCAAACAGGAAAAUCCCCAAGUCCAAGUCAACCAAUGCGCUGGCAGAUAUAAUAGCGGCCUCUGGUGUUCACGAAGUUUCCCGUGCUGCUCUUGAAGGACCCUCCGAACAUUCCCUUUCUACCCUGCGCGACCCUCGAGUUGCCAGCACUUCGGAUUUGUCGACCUCGGCUUCGUCACCACACCACCCAGAUUUGAGUAGCGAGGUCGCAAAUCUCAGCGACAAGCUCAUCCAAGCCCUUAACAGCCAGACUAUCUUAGAUGAUACUCUGGCAGCCACACGCCAGGAGUUGGAACAAGCGCUCAUAAGGAUUGGACAACUGGAGGAACAAACCCGCCAAUAUGAGGCAGAUAUCACUAAUGGGGUCCUAAUGAGGAGGGUGGACGUGGAAACCGAGUGGGCGAGGCUGAAGGAUGAAGCUGCUGAACAAAGAGCUCAGCGUGCAACUAUUGAAAAGGAAAAAAAGGCCAUUGAACUGGAGCUCGAAAAUCUAACGGCAGCGUUGUUUGAGGAAGCUAAUAAGAUGGUAGCCGCCGCACAAUUAGAACGAGAGAUUGUUGAGCGGCGAAAUGAACAGCUUCGAGCGCAAAUUAAAGAUAACGAAAUACUUCUUGCCUCUCAGCAGGAGCAACUGAGCGAGUUGAAAGUCGUCAUACAGAAUAUGAAUACUGAUCAGGACGAGAUUCGCAGUCGAACGGAUGCUUCCACUACACCUUCUUCUCCAGGCACAACACAUCAACAUGUUAGUACCAUAGAUCGCCUUUUGGAGGCAAUGAACCUCACACCUACCGCCCCUGGCUCGGGUGAAAUUUGCCCAGCCCCCUCAACAAGUUACUCACACUUAAUGAAACCGGUCUGUCGAACCGAUAUCCAAUCUUUCGAGGAUUUCCGUGCGAUGAUCCAUGGAGCUAGAAGUUCUAAGCCGUCAAGUAGAAUUGGGAGUGGAUCAUAUGGAGGAUUGAAUGUUAUGGGAUUCGGCAAUUUCACCGGCAAUAAGGAAAGCGAACACAAACACUCGUAUUCCAAUGGUUCGGCAAUGUCUCUCCCGAGCUUUCCCGGUUCUCCUAACAGUAAUUCGCCGCCUCGCGAAUCGUACGCAGCUGUGUUAAAGGAAAGCCGAUUCUACAAAAGAGCACUUACCGAGGAUAUUGAACCCACGCUCAGGCUAGAUGCUGCACCCGGAAUAUCGUGGUUAACCCGUCACAACGAGAACGCUCAACGCUACCCGAUGUGUACGAUUUGCUUAGAAAGGCUCAGAUCUUGCUGCGAUUUCGUUGGGUAUCUACGACUCAUCGUCGACGGCCACGUUCGCAUUUUAGAUGAAGAAGACGAAAAGGAAGCAUGGGAAGAGACUAUCCGCCUCCGAGAACGAAUGUUCUGGGCUCGGAUAGGCGGAGGAGUCGUUCCUGCUUUCCUUCAGUCGAAAUGCCCCGAUAAGGACAGUUCUGCUCCCAGUAUUGAUACGGCUUACCAAAAGUGCGAAGAUAAAACGGUGUCUGUGGAAGAUCCCUUUGCUCCUGAUCUAAACGCAGUCGCGAAUUGUACCUCUCAAGUGAGAAUGGAUGCAUUUCAAGCCCGAGAGUCCGACGGACCUGAUGAGAUUAACAACACCGACUCCGGAAUUGGAAUUGGUUUAACAAACUUCCCAACUAAUGCUAAUGAAAAUGAACUUCCUUUUCAAAGGCUUUCUUUGAGCGAAUCAACCGCCAAGGCUAACAUUGACACGAAAAUUUUCCAACUACACGAAUCAGAUUCUUCCAGGCCAAUGGCACCAUCGAACAAUAGUGCUGGAUUGGAUCCGCAAUUAAAAGUUACGAUGCCUAACAAAACAGAGCUUUGA